GUACAAACUAGGUUGAUAAAAAAAUGUUAGCUCUGCGUCCACUUUCGUUCGAUCUACUAGAAGUGGCUAAAAGCGAGCUAAAUGAAGAUCCUAGACAGUUAACAAGUCAAAUUGAUGUUAUUAAAAGUUGGUUAAAUGAAUGCACUACGCUGAGUGGGCCAAUGCAGGAUCAAGUUCUGUUAUCGUUUCUACGCGGGUGUAAAUUUAGCUUAGUGAAAGUAAAGGAGAAACUGUCUCUGUUCUUCUGGACCAGAACCAUACUUCAACAGGUAGUACAAAAUCGGGAUCCAUUAGAUGAACACGUACUACAAAUCAUCAGAUUGGGAGUUGGGAUACCCUUGCCAAAAACGAUCAACCCAAAGGAUCCAAAAAUUUUCGUGAUUCGUGUUGCUCAAUUCGAUACCGAAAAAUGUUCCUUCGCUGAUGUGAUCAAAGUAGGAACAAUGAUCAACGACAUCUUGAUGCGAGACGACGAUCAGGUUGUAGUAUGUGGAAUGUCAUUGAUAAUAGACCUAGCGAAAGUCAAGGCUGCCCAUCUGUUACAACUCGACAUGGAGUUUUUGAGACACGUUGCCAUUUUGUAUCAAGACGCCAGCCCCUUCAGGAUGCAAGGAAUUCAUAUUCUCAAUCCUCCUCCAGGAAUGCAAACCGUGUUGUCAAUUUUCAAGAGUUUACUUUCAGACAAAAAUCAAGAUAAAAGAAUACUCGCACAUGGCUCUAGUUUGGCCUCUCUUCAUCAGCACUUCCCACAAGAAAUUUUGCCGGCAGAAUACGAUGGACUACUUGGACCGAUUCAAGAGUGCCUAGACUUUUGGGAAGCUAAGCUCAUAAACAAUAGAGAUUAUCUGCUUGAUAUGUCGAAGCUGCGAGAUAGUCGAGCUGAUGCAACAACUGAAUCCAUAGCACUGAAGCCACCGGGAUGUUCGAAAGAAAAUGAGCUUUUUGGCAUUGAAGGAUCAUUUAGGAAAUUGGAGUUAGAUUAACUUAAAUUUCAGAUCGGUAAAAUCCGUUGAAGGUAUGCAAGUUCAGACAAAUAAAUAAAUAUCUUAAGUUGCCUGAAAUUGAUCUACAAGACAAAUAAAAUUAGACGGCUUAAGGCCCUAUAGAUGCACAGUGGAACAUGAGGGAGGAAAUUAUAUGGUCAGAUGCAGUUUUUCAUGAGGUGCCUCGUGAAGUUCAACGGAAAAAUUAUGACAGUUUCUGACUUCAACAUCUUGCGGGAUAGUCUGAAGAAUUCGAGGUUUGCUAUUAGCAGUCUUAAUAAAUACUAUAACACCAGAACCUCAAAUA
Malaya genurostris is the source of this 1290-nucleotide messenger RNA. RefSeq names its product alpha-tocopherol transfer protein-like. Gene Ontology annotation, molecular function: phosphatidylinositol bisphosphate binding. The record is from RefSeq and is a predicted model, not a curated record. The transcript is spliced from 3 exons. Gene Ontology annotation, cellular component: membrane. Lineage: Eukaryota; Metazoa; Arthropoda; Insecta; Diptera; Culicidae. The coding region runs from base 24 to 983 and encodes 319 amino acids.